Sphaeramia orbicularis (orbiculate cardinalfish) is the source of this 2160-nucleotide messenger RNA. It is a transcript of the gene asb13b, whose product is annotated as ankyrin repeat and SOCS box containing 13b. The record is from RefSeq and is a predicted model, not a curated record. Bases 188 to 1057 code for a protein of 289 amino acids. Gene Ontology annotation, biological process: intracellular signal transduction; protein ubiquitination; positive regulation of protein catabolic process. Gene Ontology annotation, molecular function: protein binding. Lineage: Eukaryota; Metazoa; Chordata; Actinopteri; Kurtiformes; Apogonidae. The transcript is spliced from 6 exons.
CCCAGAAAUCCACGCUACUGUUCUUUGGGAUAGAACGUGAGCUCCCAGUGAGCGGUUGUCAGAAGCCUCUCUCUUGUGUGUUUUGGUGAAAAUGGAGCUCUUUCAAUCAUUAUAUCUCUGCUUGAAAAUGAAUGAUAUGUCUGGCUGAAACUACGAGGGCUGCGGAGAAAACAAAGAGUAACAUGAAAUGGAGAUCACACGGGCCAGACCGUCCUUGUAUGGAGACAUCGCUCAUGGUCUUGGAUUCUGGCCGGACCGGUCUGCAGUUCAUGAAGCCGCAGCACAAGGACAGGCCCGUCAACUGCAGCAGCUGAUUGAAGCAGGUGCAGCCAUCAACAGCCUGGCCGCUGAAUGCAUCACCCCCUUGCAUGAGGCAUGCAUACGGGGACAGGCCCAGUGUGUCAGGCUGCUGCUGGAUGCUGGUGCACAGGUGGAUGCUCGUAACAUAGAUGGCAGCACGCCGCUCUGUGAUGCCUGUGCAGCUGGGAGCCUGGAGUGUGUCAAGCUAUUGUUGGAGUAUGGAGCAACAGUUAAUCCUCCACUGUUUACCUUCUCACCUCUUCAUGAGGCCUGCAUGGGAGGUAAUUCUGAUUGUGUUCAGAUCAUGAUUGAUCAGGGAGCUUUCAUGGAGGCUCAUGACUGCCACUAUGGGACACCUCUUCAUGUCGCCUGCGCCAAGCAACAUUACGACUGCACCAAAGUCCUCCUGAAUGCAGGGGCGAAUGUGAAUGCUGCCAAGCUACACGAGACAGCACUUCAUCAUGCAGCCAAAGCAAAGAACAACAGCUUGAUUGAGCUACUUGUGGAAUUCGGAGGGAAUGUGUAUGCCAGAGACAACCUGAACAGAAAACCCAUCCACUACACCAGUCAAGGAUCACCCUCAUAUCUCUGUCUCAGUUUUUAUGAGAAUACGCCGCUGACUCUGCAGCAGAUCAGCAGAGUGGCUCUACGGAGGUCUCUUGGCAGAAGAGCAGUUGACAUUGUCUCUAAGCUGGAGUUGCCCAACCGGAUAAUACAUUUUCUUUGCUACAUGCCACCUGAAGUUUUUGAACUUUAAGAUGCAGCCCAUAGAGGGUUAAACCUACACCAGGUUAGUCUCUGGGCAAAGUUGUUCUAUUGUGAUGAGGUGGAACAUAGAAGCAUCACACUGGCAGAUCAAGUUAGAGAACAGAAAUUUGCUAAAUUUAAACAAGCAAACUGUUUACAAGUAAAUAAACAUCUACUUUGCUUGUUCAUUUGAAGAUACAUUAAGGUAUUAUUAGUGUGAAUGAAGGCCCGACUGUGUAGCACAAAUUCCACAGGACGCUUUCAAUCUAACAUUUAUGCCCCCUUCACUACUUUGACGCUUCAUACUUCAGUUUAUCAAUAGCUUAUUGUGCUGAAGUCCUGCCUCUUCCUUGUGUGCUCCAUGGGAUCUUAUUUAUAAAAAAAAUUACAUUACCGUCAAUGGUGAGUCAUUUUUAUUCCAUUUGAAUGCAUCAUGCAUCACUUGCGUAUGUGAUGUUAAUCAGGUUAAAAGAUAAUUUUACAAGUGAAGAAAGUCGCAGUUUGUAGUAAAAUACAUAAACUACACACCUGAAAGCCAUGGAGGUGAUGUCAUGGUUACGAAUCUGAAUGUGUGCAGCUUCAACAUGACCAGACUGGACGGAUUUUUAUAUCUUUCAAUACUUUGUACCUUGCUCUUGAAGAUGAGGGUAAAAUGUGCCAAGGGGUUUGUUUUGAUGUUGGUGAUGUGUAUCCCAAGUGACAAUAGAUGCAGUCCACUGAGCUGUUCAACACAAAACUAAAUGUUUCAUUACUAUCUUUACCACAUACUACUAGUAAAAUCAUCUUUUAAAUUGACAACCCUCAUGUUUGUGAUGUCACAACAUAAACACAGUCAAAAAUGUAUUUCUUUCGUCAUUGACCACUGAUUAUGUUCUUUCCAAAAUUAUAGAUGCCAUGGGGCAAAUUGGAAGGGACAGGGCUUCAAGGUCAGGUCAACCUUAUGAGCUAAAAUAAGAGAUCACAGUACUAAUUCAUUUGCGUCACUAUUAAAUCAAUUUAAACCAAAUCAAUUAUUAAUUUAUCUUUAAUCAGGUGAAUGUGAGCUUUGUAACCUCUUUUACUAUGGAAAAUAUUUGUAAUUUAAGGGAGCGUGAAGUUAGUUUACUAGAAAUA